Messenger RNA from Puccinia triticina, 1182 nucleotides. RefSeq lists its product as uncharacterized. NCBI's taxonomy places the organism in Eukaryota, Fungi, Basidiomycota, Pucciniomycetes, Pucciniales, Pucciniaceae. Bases 1 to 1182 code for a protein of 393 amino acids. The record is from RefSeq and is a predicted model, not a curated record. The transcript has 6 exons.
AUGCCAUCGACCAACCAAAUCACUUGCCAUUUGGUCCAUGGCACCGACCCCGCCAACCGAUUCCCCGAAUUACUACCCAACAUCGCCAUCGACGGCUCGGCAACCUGCUACGUACCUGUCGAGACCAAUCCGAACCCGAAUCCAGACUAUGGAGCAGCAGAUUUACCUUACUCGGUUCACUGGUCGAUCGAUCCCAGCCUACUAGCCACCGGUGGGAUCCAAGUCCAAAUUCAAGUUGAUGGCUGUCAGAAAGGCCAACCUAGAUCUUACGAGGGCAUUGGCCCGGACGGCUUGGCCCCUCCUGCUCCGAUCACCGGUAUGGAUGAUGGACUCUGGGUCGUCCCCGAUGGCACUCGCAGACGGCCUUGGGUAAUGGGAGAAAUCAAAACCACUCAUCCACACUCCGCAUUGGCCGACAAAUACAUCCUAGACCGAGUCGGUUCGGUCAGCGUCCUUUUCAGUCGGGCAAAAGUCGUACCCACUUCUCGUGUUGUCGCUCUCACCCCCGUUUUUAGUGGCAGUGCGCCUUUGCCAGAACGCAUGCGUGAAAAACUAAGCCAUUGGACAAGGUUGGGCUUUAUCGAAAACCAUCCUCCGGGCGCAGAACUUGGCCUCGUAGCCGAAGACAUUGAUGAAGUAAUUGCACAGUUUACAUUCUACUAUCGAUCCAAGGAUCUCCUCCAUCGAUUACUUCCGACGGUAUUCUCGUCCGAUAUCAAAAUAUCAUUCCCCACCGCGCCUAGCGGGCAAGCCGAACGGUCCAUCCGAUCCAACGAGGAUGCGGAUGGUGAGCGCCCUCAAGGAAAAGGUGGCAGCUUUGAAGCUAACCGGGCCUCAGUAUUCCGACGAGCUUUUGGUGGAAACAGCAACCCCCGUCAUAGCAUCAACGGCUCCUUACCUGUGCCUGACCAGGGAUCUGAACAUGAUGAGUUUGGUAAGCUUGGCAAGUUUGGCGGAAAGCGAGUCAGAGCGGUAAGCCUGAGACUUGCCAAACGAUACAGUUCCCUCGGCCAAAAGUCCGACGAAAAAAACCCAUUAACAGCCACAUCCCCCGAGGCCACAUCCCCCGAGCUUACUCCAAGCAAUCUAGAAGAUUUGAACACAAUCCAGGGGUUGAGAAAUGAAGUCAUUCAGCUGAGAGUUGAACUGAACGAACUCAAAAAGCACGUUCAGUCGUCGUGA